UGAAAGUGGUGCUUGGUUUUUCCUGUAUUAUAGAUAGGCCAAUGCAAUAUAAAUGUAGACGAGGAAGUUCUCUGUAUUCAUUUUCAGAACGGAACGAACUAGGAGGAUCAGUAAGAUUAAGCUGACUCGAGAUGGCCUUAACAAAUGUAGACCCCCACAAUGCUACAGUUCUCAGAGAGUUAAAAGUUGGAGAUUUGGUGGAAUUUCCAAGAUUACUGUAUUCUCAUUGGGGUGUUUAUAUAGGAAACCAACAGAUUGUACAUUUAACUGGAGUAGACGGUGCUGGUAGUACGGAUGCUCUUACCUCCGGAAGUUUAUUCUCUGUUUGCGGGGUGAACUUCGACAAAGCCUGUGCAAAGAUCGAUGAUUUCUUCAAAGUUGCUAACGGGUGUAAAGCUAAACGAAACAACGGAAAGGAUCGUGAAUGCAGUCCACUACAACCACGCGAAAUCGUUAGGAGAGCGAAGGAAAUGGUCGGGGAGAUUGGCUACAACGUCCUAUGGAACAAUUGUGAACACUUUGCAGCCUUUCUUAGAUACGACAGGAAGUGGUCCGAACAGGUGGAUAAAGCAGCAGCUGUGACGGUUGUGGCCGGUGCUGCAGCAGUCGUUACUGGAGUUACCAUUGGUCUAAUAGCUGGCGCCAAUAAAAACAAAGACAAGUAGUGUGAAAUGGAUAAAUAUGAUAUGCAAAGAAAAAUCGCAUAUUUUUGUUCAAUAUUAGAAAAAAAAUCUGAAAUAAUCAUGUAGACACACAUGUACGACCAGAUCAACAUUAUGGAAUGGCGUUGGUAUACAAGGUGGUUAUGUUGCCCCCGGCACUCGUUUGGAUGAUGUGACUUAGAAGCAGAACCCGAAUAGAAGGAAAAUAAAGUGUUUUGAUAUCCUUAAAACAUUUUAAAUAAUGUUUUAACAACAUUUAGCGAAAUUGUUAUUAUAACAUUAUGUUAAAAGAGAUUUUGGAAAUACUUUAGAAAAACAUCACAGCAGCGCAAUCCAAUGUUUAAAAUUAGCAUUUCUAAAAUGUUUUAUUGCAUCUCGAUUUUAAAUAGUCAUUAAAAAUAGAGAAUGUUUUAACAAUAUUCUUUAAAAAAAAA
Pecten maximus is the source of this 1096-nucleotide messenger RNA. Its product is annotated as phospholipase A and acyltransferase 3-like. The record is from RefSeq and is a predicted model, not a curated record. Gene Ontology annotation, cellular component: cytoplasm. Gene Ontology annotation, biological process: N-acylphosphatidylethanolamine metabolic process. Gene Ontology annotation, molecular function: glycerophospholipid phospholipase A1 activity; A2-type glycerophospholipase activity. Lineage: Eukaryota; Metazoa; Mollusca; Bivalvia; Pectinida; Pectinidae. The coding region runs from base 132 to 665 and encodes 177 amino acids. The transcript is spliced from 5 exons.